This is a messenger RNA of Penicillium riverlandense, 2796 nucleotides long. Its product is annotated as DEAD/DEAH box helicase. The coding region runs from base 1 to 2796 and encodes 931 amino acids. The transcript is spliced from 4 exons. NCBI's taxonomy places the organism in Eukaryota, Fungi, Ascomycota, Eurotiomycetes, Eurotiales, Aspergillaceae. Gene Ontology annotation, molecular function: ATP binding; ATP-dependent chromatin remodeler activity; zinc ion binding. The record is from RefSeq and is a predicted model, not a curated record.
AUGACCGGCUUCUCUGGAAAGCGCAAGUCCGACGUGCUGGAUCUGACAGGCGACUCCGAUGAUGCAUCUGAAAACCAUGCGCAUAAAGCCAGCCGCACGGGCCCAUCUUUGUUGGACCCGCAGAGCAUCAGCACCGCGCAGCGAUUCGGUGAAAGCGCGGAUUAUAUCCCCUUGAAUCAGCUUUCACAGGUUACUGGCGCGGACGAGGAGGAUGCUCAAGCCACGGACCUGGUCCAGAGCAGCCAAGAUGUUGAUGAAUCCUCACUUGCCAGCUUCGUUCUCUACGGCCUCCUGAAUACAAAGAUUGUCGGUGUCCGUUUCUACAACGGAUAUGCCAGCCCGGGAGAGCAUGUCACGCUCAAGCGGGAGCCUACUAACCCGUACGACCGCAAUGCCAUUCGGGUCGACAACGUCAUGGGCAUGCAGAUCGGUCACAUUCCGAAGACUAUGGCAGUAAAGCUGGCCAAAUACAUGGAUGCCAGGGCUCUUCUGAUCGAAGGCGUAUUAACUGGCCAUAUCGGUGCAUAUGAUUGCCCGAUUGCAUUGAAACUCUUUGGAACCAAUGAUCCAGUCCAACGAGCUGGGCUCAAAGCCCAAAUGAAAGAGGAUAGACUCCCUCUGACUGAUAUCAACGGCAGAGAGCGCGAAGAACGUCAGCGGGAAAAGCAGCUCGAAAAAGAGCGGAAAGACGCCGAGAAGAAGUCUCGUGCCAUGGCGCUUGGUAAGGCGGCAGCACAAUGGCAGGCUUCAGACAAUCCCAUGUUUUCCAACCUCUCCACUCCAACCGGCAAUGGCGAAGAGGGCGAGAGCUUGGAAGAACUUCUCAGCCAGAGUAGCAGUUUCAACCCAAGAGAUGUGGGUAAGGUGGUGGAGAACUUUGGUCAGAAGGAAGCCGAGUUGGAAAAAAUGCCCAUGGUCGAUACGCCGGCUGGUCUGGCCACUCAGCUGCUGCCAUAUCAGCGCCAGGGACUCGCCUGGAUGAUCAGUAAAGAGUCUCCGAAACUUCCUGCGGCCAAUUCUGAAGAUAUCGUGCAGCUCUGGAAGCGGAACGGAAAGAUGUUCACCAAUGUCGCGACUAACUACUCCACGUCCACUCCACCUCCCCUUGCGAGCGGUGGUAUCCUGGCUGAUGAUAUGGGGCUGGGCAAGACUAUCCAGAUCAUCUCGUUGAUUCUUGCCAAUACUCAAGCGCGGACUUCCUACUCGUGCAAGACUACUUUGAUCAUCGCCCCGGUCGGUGUCAUGAGCAAUUGGAGAAACCAAAUCCGAGAUCACACCCGCAGCGAAACUGCUCCCCGUGUCUUGAUCUACCAUGGCUCUGGCAAAAAGGAGGCCGCGAACUUGAGCCAGUAUGAUGUUGUGGUAACCAGCUACGGUGCUCUUGUUAUGGAAUUCAAGGAGAACGAGAAGACAAUGCCCAAAAAGGGUAUCUUUUCCGUUCACUGGCGUCGUGUGGUGCUCGAUGAAGGCCACACUAUUCGUAAUCCCCGGUCAAGGGGUGCUCUCGCUGCUUGCCACCUGCGCGCAGACUCGCGCUGGACAUUGACUGGCACACCGAUCAUCAACACACUCAAGGACUUGUACUCACAGGUUCGGUUCCUCGGUCUUACCGGUGGUUUGGAAGACAUGGCGGUAUUCAAUAGCGUCCUGAUCCGCCCUCUUACAGCCGGAGAACCUGAAGCUCGGCUGCUUCUCGAGGCUUUGAUGGGCACUAUCUGCCUGCGGCGAAGAAAGGACAUGGGCUUCAUCAAUUUGCGUCUUCCCGAGAUGACAUCUCGGGUCCUUCGCGUCAAAUUCCAGGCUCACGAACAGGAGAAAUACAACGCACUACAGGACGAGGCAAAAGGCGCUCUUCUGGAGUUCAAGGACAAGGAAGGGAAGUACUCUCAUCUUCUUGAGGUCAUUCUCCGGCUGCGUCAAGUUUGCAAUCACUGGGCCCUCUGCAAGAACCGGAUUGAUAAGCUCAUGGACACGCUUGAGGAACACAAAGUUGUUCCUCUGACCCCGGAAAACGUCAAGGCUCUCCAAGACAUGCUGCAACUUCAGAUUGAGAGCCAGGAAGUGUGUGCCAUCUGUCUCGACAAUCUUGAACAGCCAGUGAUCACAGCUUGCGCCCAUUCAUACUGCCGAGGGUGCAUCGAACAAGUUAUCGAUCGACAACGGAAGUGUCCGCUCUGCCGUGCCGAUAUCAACGACCCUUCCACUCUGGUUUCCCCCGCUGUCGAGCUCGGCGAAGAUACCAACGAAGUUGUCGCUGAUCCCAACAACCCCAGCAGUAAGAUCGAAGCCCUCGUCAAGAUUCUGACGGUCCAGGGCCAGGUACCCGGAACCAAGACCGUGGUCUUCAGCCAGUGGACUUCAUUCCUUGACCUUGUCGAGCCUCAUCUCGAGCAGCGCGGCAUCAAAUUCGCCCGCAUCGACGGCAAGAUGUUAUCCGUGAAACGCGACUUCGCUACAGACGUAUUCUCGAACGACCCUUCUUGCACCGUGCUCCUCGCCAGUCUGAGCGUCUGCAGCGUCGGCUUGAACCUAGUGGCGGCUAACCAGGCGAUCUUGGCCGACAGCUGGUGGGCGCCUGCCAUUGAAGACCAAGCCGUGGACCGUGUCUACCGUCUUGGACAGAAGCGCGAAACUACUGUCUGGCGUCUUGUCAUGGAGGACUCCGUUGAGGAGCGUGUGCUGGAUGUCCAGGAACGGAAGCGUAGUCUCAUGCUGGCUGCUUUCCGGGAGACUGGGAAGAAAAAGGCUGAGGAUCGAGCUACUCGGGUUGCGGAUCUUGAGAGUUUACUGGGUUGA